AUGGAGCAAACAGCGAACAACAACCCUACCAGCGCAUCUGCUCAGAAUGCAUUUUACUCAGCUCUUCUUCGGGCGGAUAUGCCCAACAUUGUUGUCGAGAGAUUCCAGACAGGCCGCUAUGCUUCGAGCGAAGCAUGUGAGAAUACCUACCAAAAAGCGUUAGAAAAGACAGUCAGAGCAGAAAGCAAUGGCGCUAUACCGGGAAUCCAAAGGGGUAAUAUGAGUGGCACAUUAUCAGAGGAGCAAUCAAGAAACAUAGGCGUUUCAACUGUCGCACAAAUGUAUGGGGCAGCUGGCGCAAAGGUUCUGCCAGGCUCCACGGGCCAGAAGCAAAGUCCGAUCCAUGUUGUUAUCGAGGAGUCUAGAGGCGCAUCAGUGUUUCGAUGGGUUAAGUUCUUCGUAACCUACGCUAUCUAUGGUUAUCUUGUUUUCGUCCUGGUCUCGCUUGUAUUGGAGAUGUCUGGAAUGCUGAGAAGACCUGGAGCAAUACCAAAUGCUGAUGCUCAACUACAACAGCAAAAGGUUCGCUUCAGCGAUGUUCAUGGAUGCGAGGAGGCAAAAGAUGAACUUCAAGAGCUGGUAGAGUUCCUUAAAAAUCCCGAGAGAUUCACAAAAUUGGGAGGGAAGCUUCCUAAAGGUGUGCUUCUAGUUGGCCCUCCUGGAACUGGCAAGACAAUGUUAGCUCGAGCCGUUGCCGGGGAGGCUGGUGUACCAUUCUACUACAUGUCAGGAUCAGAGUUCGACGAGAUAUACGUUGGCGUCGGCGCUAAACGAGUUCGUGAGCUUUUUGCUACUGCCCGGGCUAAGGCCCCGGCGAUUGUUUUCAUCGAUGAGCUAGAUGCCAUAGGUGCGAAACGAAAUGAGCGAGAUCCGGUCUACGUCAAGCAAUCCCUGAAUCAGUUGCUCACAGAGCUAGAUGGGUUUUCACAGGAGACUGGGGUCAUAAUUCUUGGUGCCACAAAUUUUCCACAGCUUCUCGACAAAGCACUCACUCGACCUGGGCGCUUCGACCGUAAAGUCCAGGUGUCACUUCCUGAUGUUCGAGGAAGAUUACAAAUUCUCAAGCACUAUCUCAAGAAAAUCAAGGCCGAGAACAAUUUAGAUGAGUCCGUCAUUGCGCGUGGGACAUCUGGAUUUUCAGGGGCAGAGCUUGAAUCGCUUGUAAAUCAAGCCGCGGUGCAUGCAAGUCGGAAUGGAGCACCAGCCGUUAGCAUGCCUGACCUAGACUGGGCAAAAGACAAGAUUAUGAUGGGAGCGGAGCGUCGAAGCGCUAUUAUCAAGGACGAGCACAAGCUCUUGACGGCGUAUCAUGAGGCUGGUCACGCUCUGGUGGGUCUCUACACCAAAGGCACCGAUCCAGUUUAUAAAAUCACCAUCAUGCCCCGAGGACAAGCUCUUGGUGUAACUUAUUUUAUGCCGGAAAUGGACAAAGAUUAUGGAAACUAUUCUCGUGCAGAAUUGCUGGCAAAGCUCGAUGUGGCAAUGGGUGGCAAAGCUGCAGAGCAAAUAGUCUACGGUGAAGAUAACGUCACUAUGGGCUGUGGAAUGGACAUCUCCAAUGCAACGACUAUAGCGCACCAGAUGGUCACCCAGGGCGGCAUGUCCACCACACUCGGCAACAUGGAUCUGGCCAACUGGAAAGCUUUGUCUCCCGACACAGCCGCAGCGAUUGAAAAGGAGGUUCGCAGCAUGCUCGAGGACGCCCGGGACCGCGCAGCUAAAAUCUUGGAUGAGAAACGGAAUGAACUGGAUCUUCUUGCGAAGGCGCUCAUUGAAUGCGAAUCGCUCGAUCUAGACGAGAUGAUGAAAGCAAUCAAAGGGGAGAAGAUCGAGAAGAUGAAGAUCAUGAAGGGUGUGGGAAUCAAGUUGCCAGAAAUCGUACUGCCGCCAGGGAUAGGAACUGGGCAGACUGCGGGAGGUGCAGGGUCGGAAGCGAGUAGGCAGGGUAGCAAUGAGCGGACUGGUGAUGGCGAGGGCAGUGAGGCAGAGAUACCCAGAAAGGUGAAUGUGGCGUGA
Bacidia gigantensis is the source of this 2016-nucleotide messenger RNA. RefSeq lists its product as uncharacterized. Gene Ontology annotation, molecular function: ATP hydrolysis activity; metalloendopeptidase activity; ATP binding. Gene Ontology annotation, cellular component: mitochondrial inner membrane. The transcript has 2 exons. Bases 1 to 2016 code for a protein of 671 amino acids. The record is from RefSeq and is a predicted model, not a curated record. NCBI's taxonomy places the organism in Eukaryota, Fungi, Ascomycota, Lecanoromycetes, Lecanorales, Ramalinaceae. Gene Ontology annotation, biological process: mitochondrion organization; protein quality control for misfolded or incompletely synthesized proteins.